CCGGUGCCUUUCCCGCGCCUGGGGAUCUGGGAGCGGAGCGUCCGGCGCGCUCACCGCCCGCCGUCGUCGUCGCCCUUGGCUCCCUCUCGCUCUCUGGGUCUCUCUUUGGCCGGGGCUUGGCCUUGCCUCGGGCAGCUGCGUCCGGGGGGGCGGCCGCAGGGCCAGCCGAAGCAGGGAGAGCAGCGCAGCGCAGCGCGGAAGGACCAUGGACAUGAAGAAGAGGAUCCACUUGGAGCUCCGGAACAGGACGCCCUCCGACGUUAAAGAGCUUGUUCUUGACAACAGUAGGUCAAACGAAGGCAAAAUCGAAGGCCUCACAGAUGAAUUUGAAGAGCUGGAGUUCUUAAGUACAAUCAACGUAGGCCUCACCUCAGUUGCAAACUUACCAAAGUUAAACAAACUUAAGAAGCUGGAGUUAAGUGACAACAGAAUCUCAGGAGGACUGGAAGUCUUGGCAGAAAAAUGUCCGAACCUCACACACCUAAACCUAAGUGGCAACAAAAUAAAGGAUCUCAGUACAAUAGAGCCUCUGGAAAAGUUAGAAAACCUGAAAAGUUUAGAUCUUUUCAACUGUGAGGUAACUAACUUGAAUGACUACAGAGACAACGUCUUCAAACUCCUCCCGCAACUCACAUACCUGGAUGGCUAUGACCGAGACGACAAAGAGGCGCCAGACUCAGACGCUGAGGGCUACGUGGAAGGCCUCGAUGACGAUGAGGAAGAGGAAGAUGAAGAGGAGUAUGACGAAGAUGCCCAGGUAGUAGAAGAUGACGAAGAAGAGGACGAGGAGGAGGAAGGCGAAGAGGAGGAUGUCAGUGGCGAAGAGGAGGAGGAUGAAGAAGGCUAUAAUGAUGGAGAGGUAGAUGAUGAAGAGGAGGAUGAAGAAGCUACUGAGGAAGAAAGAGGGGAAAAGAGAAAACGAGAGGCUGACGACGAAGGAGAUGACGACGAUUAAACUCAGCAUACAAUCUCUUGGCGGGGGGACAAAUUUCCUGUUGUGAUUUGACUGUUUCUACCCUGUAUUUCUCUCUCUCUCACACACACAAAUACACCCUCAAACCCCCCUCCUACCCAGAGUGUAAUGUUGCUGUGGGAUCGAGAAGGAAAUGUGUAAUUCUGCGGGCGAGGGAAUUAAAAUAACCUUUUUUUAAAAACACACACACACUUCCACAAAACUCGGCCGCUCCUACUUUUGUUUUCUGGAGAUGUUUCCUUUUGCCUCUGUUAUUAGUUCCUGUUUAUAAUGCAAUAGCAAACAUAUAAAGCAAGUGGUGGAGUUGUGUUUUGUUUUGUUUUUCCUCCGAGUGGCUAAUCCUGGAUCCUUUGGGUAUUUUUUUUAAACCUUUUUUAAAAAAAGAAAAUAAAUGAGCAAGAAGAUUGUGGAAGUGGCCAGAAUAAGAGAUGGCAGUGAGCUCCUUUUUUAAGUCCUUAGAACUGGCGGCGUUUGCCAGUCUCUGAGCAUAUUGUAAGUAUAUUUCCCCCCCCCCCCCCAUUUUUCUUCUCUUCUGGAUGCAGCAAAACUUGCCUUGAGAGCAUUGCAGCCACAGCAGCCGUGGGGCAGAGAGACCCCCAAUACAAGUGUUUCCUUUGUUGCCUGUUUGUGAAUGGCUGCCAUUCCCAGAAAGCCCUUUUCCUCCACUCUUUCUCUAGGUAACUUUUUACUUUGUUGUUUGUAAAUAGUGACCAAAUACGAAAUCUGCCCUCUCCCCUUUUGUUUCCAGUUUGUGGGGGUGACUUUGAAUUUCCCCCUUUUUUCUUUUUCAACAUCCUUUUUUUGAGCGCAACCCACCGGCGAACAGGAGCUGCGCCAAAACCGCGCCGUAACUCUUUCGGGGGCCACUCCUUUCUCGCUGGAUUGUGUCCUUGCUUCUUCUUAGUUUUUAGGGUAUAUGGAAGACAGUUCUCUGUAAAUGGCAGCCAUGGAAAUAAUCUAUAAAUAUAUAUAAAAAAGUGUUCCUAAUUUCCUGAGUUUAACUGGUGAAAUGAAUCUGACAGUUGUAAUAAAAAAAGAAAAUGUUUGAACCCUUUUAACUAAGGUGUGUACUAUUUUGGUCUGUAAGAUAUUAUAUAUAUAAAUAUAUUAACCCAGCCCUUGAUAUGAAGCGAUAGGGAUCUUGUUUCCGCCUCUGCUCUGUCUUAGCGCUGGAGAAAACAUUUUUACAACCCUUUUAAGUACUACCAGAGCGGACAACGUCAGCAUGUGGGGGCCUAGGCCAGCCUCUUUUCAUACACUCCAAGCAUGGGAUGCUAACACAAGAGUUGUAUUUUCUUACCUAGUUGCAGAAGUCAGUCAGUUUGACUGCAGAGUACCUAGUUGAAUGUACAGUUUUAAUUUCAUAUCCCUCUUUGAAAAAAGCAAGCAAACAAACAAACAAAUAGCGAUAGAAGUGACUUGUAUUUCCUAGUCGAUAUCUCAUCUGUGUAUAAAAAGACCACAACAAAAACGUUGCAACCUUCUCCCUCUUUGCUCCCCAAAGAGCCAGACUUUUUGAGUUUUAUGUCUUGUUUGUCAAUGAUGAAUUUCAAUAAAUCUUUUUAUACAA
Molecule: messenger RNA, 2543 nt
Organism: Sceloporus undulatus (fence lizard)
Lineage: Eukaryota; Metazoa; Chordata; Lepidosauria; Squamata; Phrynosomatidae
Gene: ANP32A
Product: acidic nuclear phosphoprotein 32 family member A
Exons: 7
Coding region: 206-955 (249 amino acids)
Biological process (GO): nucleocytoplasmic transport; regulation of apoptotic process
Cellular component (GO): perinuclear region of cytoplasm; nucleus
Molecular function (GO): histone binding
Source: RefSeq, a predicted model, not a curated record